AUGGUCGGCCAGCUGAUCUCCCUACAGUACUUUCGUGGUAUUCAUUUGAACCGUGUCAUCACGGAAUUGAUUGAAGCUGUCGCCCAGCAGGAGAUGAAACGAGCCGAUGGGAAGUUUGAGCGCAGUCUCCCUGAGCCAGAGAAACCACACACUAUCAUCAAGGAGCAACCAUUCGAAUAUGAUGAGGAAAUUGGGUUCAUCGACUGGAAGGUGCGUCACGACUGGAUCGAUCGCGAAGUCGCGAAAAUUCUGGAGAUGGGCCGUCUCGCAAAGCAAAAGCGAUCGAAUGAGCUUCCACAGUUCUUUUCGCUACCGCCUGAAUUGCGUACUAGAGUAUACCAUGAGCUCUGGAAGAACACACCUCAAGUCAACUACCGCCAACCUGAUGGUUGGGAAGAGCGCUAUUAUGGGGGAUGGCGGGGUUUUCCCGACCAUUGGCUCGAAUCCCCGUACAUGAUCCUCGUGUACGGUGAUUAUGACAAUAAUCCCAUCCAACAGACGCGGCGAGGCUAUGAAGUGGAUUAUAUAUGGGGGCCCGCCAGCCUUCCUUCGUGGUUACUAGCAAACAAACAAAUGUUAUGCGAGGGACUCGCCCAGCUACGUCUAAAGAGCACCCUCGUGAUGUCACGAUGCUUCGAUCCUUUUCAUGGCAUGCAUAGGCACCUUGUGCGACCCAUCAAUGAUAUCCAGACACUGACUAUCACUAAUCUCGAGUACGGUCUUGUCGGUCACAAAAGGUACGGCGUAGCAAAGGAUCAAGCGCGCCACUUCCCCUCACAUUCCAGUCUCCAGCUUGAACGCAAAUUACGUGGUAUCCGGAAUCUCAAGAUCGAGUUCAUUCAGCGGACUAAUCGAUUCGUGGCUGACUAUGAAGUUGACUUGCCUCAUUGUAUAUCCGGUCUUCUCUCCGCUCUAAAGCAUCUAGAGGUCGUUACUUUCGUAGAACAUUUCACUUGGAUGAACCCAAUGGAGCCAGAUCAGAGCAUAAGGCCUCAUUAUUCUCGCGAGAUGAGAUUGAAGUCACUUCAAGAAUUCAUCCAGGAUGCCGUUCAGGAGCAUGGCCGCGUCCUCUCAGGAGACGAGACGUUCGAUGUAGAGUACAAGACUGAACCGCUCUCCGCGUACAAACUCAUCCGUUGGACAUAUACCUUCAGGAAGCGGACACACGAUAAGGAUACAUUGGACUACUGGAGGUCCGUUCGACGUACAAAAGAUAGUGUGAUUCGGGAAAUGCACAAGGGCUUCUUGGGAGCUAAUCUGAAAUUCGCAUCAAUCACUGGUGCUGGACGAACUGAUUUGAGUGGGGUCCUUGAACGAUAUUAG
Molecule: messenger RNA, 1323 nt
Organism: Didymosphaeria variabile
Lineage: Eukaryota; Fungi; Ascomycota; Dothideomycetes; Pleosporales; Didymosphaeriaceae
Exons: 2
Coding region: 1-1323 (440 amino acids)
Source: RefSeq, a predicted model, not a curated record